AUGGCUAGCAGGAGGAUUCAUUGGUCCAACAGAACAGAAGAGGAUGCUGGAAAUAAGAUGUGCACUCUGGCUACCUGCAUAGCUAUUAAUGCUGGAAUGGGGCUUGCUGAUUAUACAGCCAGCAUUAGCCUGUACGGAAGAAUCACUUUAUUGAACAAAAUGUCAAACCAUCUUUUUCAGUCUUCCCAAGUAGAUUCAUUUUCUCAGUCUCAACUGACGGCUCAAGAGAGCAAUCAUCUGGGAUCUAGCAAAGUCUUCCGUCAGGAAAACAGAUCUCGAGGCCAGCCACAUUUUUCCCGAUUUAACCUUGCAGAAAACCUGCCUGAAGGUGCUACCAGAGUCCAGCCCAAUAGGCCGGAAAUAGAAGGAACCAAUACCAGUCUCAAGUUGCCUCUGACAGCUACAGAAGCCUUGAAAUAUUUUAGAAACCAGUUAACAGUUUAUGAGCAAGAAGAAAUUCUCAACUAUGCAGAGCUGUGGUUUCUUGGGCUGGAAGCUAAAAAGAUUGAAGGGUUACCUGAAACACAGAAUAAUAAUUGUUAUGAUGACGAACAUGGCACUUACAUAAAGGUCCUACAUGACCAUAUCGCAUACCGCUACGAAGUGCUAGAGGUCAUUGGGAAAGGGUCGUUUGGACAAGUAGCAAAAUGUUUGGAUCAUAAAACCAAUGAACUAGUGGCAGUGAAAAUAAUAAGGAACAAGAAAAGAUUUCACAAUCAGGCUUUGGUAGAAGUGAAGAUUCUCGAUGCUCUUCGGAAGAAGGACAAAGACAGUACUCACAAUGUUGUCCAUAUGAAGGAAUGCUUUUACUUUCGCAAUCACUUCUGCAUUUCUUUUGAACUGCUAGGAAUAAAUUUGUAUCAGCUGAUCAAAAAGAACAAGUUCCAAGGUUUUAGUUUGUCUUUGAUUCGACGAUUCACUCAGUGUGUGCUGAGAUGUUUACAAAUGCUCUACCGGGAAAAAAUUAUCCACUGUGACUUGAAACCUGAGAACAUAUUGCUAUACCACAAAGGUCAAAAUUCAGUUAAAGUUAUUGACUUUGGAUCAAGCUGCUAUGAACACCAAAGAGUGUAUACGUAUGUUCAGAGCCGAUUUUAUCGCUCCCCCGAAGUGAUUCUUGGUCACCCGUAUGCUACUCCUAUUGAUAUGUGGAGCCUGGGAUGCAUCAUGGCUGAACUUUACACAGGCUAUCCCCUUUUUCCCGGAGAGAAUGAAGUAGAGCAACUUGCCUGCAUCAUGGAGAUAUUGGGUCUUCCGCCAGCUGAUUUUAUUCAGACUGCAUCAAGAAGACGAACAUUCUUUGAUUCCAGAGGUUUUCCUAGAACUAUAACAAACAGCAGGGGGAAAAAAAGACACCCAGACUCCAAAGAUCUAAGUAUGGUAUUAAAAACCCAUGAUGCUGCUUUCCUGGAUUUUCUGAGAGGCUGCCUAAUGUGGGAACCUGCCCUCCGCAUGACUCCAGAUGAAGCAAUGCAGCACGCAUGGAUCCAGGAACCAAGAAUACAUAAAUCAAAACAAAAUCCCCACUCUGCAAGUGAAAGCUCCUUCUUCACACUAGAGAAGAAGGAGAAUGUACAUAAACACACACUGCCUGGACAAGGAGAAGAAAACACCUGUCAAGAUAUGGUUGAUAAAGUAAAAUGUGAAAUGACUGAAAAUCCUACUGCUGCAACUGAAAGACUAACUCUCAAUGCACCUUCCUCAGACACAACCAAACAGGUUAUUCCAGAGGAAGAUCUGGAAAACCCAGUGGAAAAAGCUAUCAAAAGAGACAAAGCAGGACAUAGCAGUGAAACAGCUCUUCACAAAAAUUCAAUGUUCUUACCACCAAUUAAGUAA
Terrapene triunguis (Three-toed box turtle) is the source of this 1839-nucleotide messenger RNA. It is a transcript of the gene DYRK4, whose product is annotated as dual specificity tyrosine phosphorylation regulated kinase 4. NCBI's taxonomy places the organism in Eukaryota, Metazoa, Chordata, Testudines, Emydidae. Gene Ontology annotation, biological process: peptidyl-serine phosphorylation; peptidyl-threonine phosphorylation. Gene Ontology annotation, molecular function: protein serine/threonine/tyrosine kinase activity; protein serine/threonine kinase activity; ATP binding. Bases 1 to 1839 code for a protein of 612 amino acids. The transcript is spliced from 13 exons. The record is from RefSeq and is a predicted model, not a curated record. Gene Ontology annotation, cellular component: nucleus.